GCGAGACUGCUACGGGACGGUCUCCACUCUCCAGUAAUACGCCGCGAUAAUAAAACCAAAACCGCGUCUCGCUCUCGCCUCCUCCACCUUCCUUUCCUCGUGCUCGUGCCCUGUCCUCCGUGCCCCCCGCCUCGAUCCGAUCGGGGAGGGCAGGGGAAUGUCGUCGUUGUCGUCGGCGGCGGCGCAGCACCACCACUACCGGCGCCAGGGCGGCGGCGGGAGCGGGCUUGUGCCUCUCGCCGCGCUCAUCAAGGAGGAGGCCCGCACGGAGCGCCGCGCGUGCGCCGGCGGGAACAGGAUCUGCGCGCGCGACGAGGACGCGGGACGCGCUGGCCCUGGGGAGGCGGCGGAGGGGACGAGGCAGCGGCCGUUGCUGCGGUACGGGUGCGCCGCGCAGUCCAAGAAGGGCGAGGACUUCUUCCUGCUCAGGACGGACUGUUCGCGCCCCUCCACCUCCGCCUCCUCGUCCGCGGCCUUGCCGCACCCCACCUUCGCCGUCUUCGCCGUUCUUGAUGGCCAUAAUGGUAAUGCUGCUGCUAUAUACACAAGGGACAAUCUGCUCAACCAUGUCCUCAGCGCGAUGCCACGAGGGCUCUCCAGGGAGGAGUGGUUGCAAGCAUUGCCCAGAGCGCUUGUUGCGGGCUUCGUUAAGACUGACAAGGAGUUCCAAAGCAAAGGCCAAACGUCUGGCACAACUGCAACAUUUGUGAUAAUUGAUGGAUGGACUAUCACAGUUGCCUCUGUUGGCGAUUCUCGCUGUAUUUUAGAUGCUCAGGGUGGGGCUGUUUCUUUGCUUACUGUGGAUCACAGACUAGAAGAAAAUGUUGAGGAGAGGGAACGUGUUACAGCCAGUGGAGGUGAAGUUGGAAGGCUUAGUGUUAUUGGUGGUGCAGAGAUCGGUCCGCUACGAUGUUGGCCAGGAGGUCUAUGCCUAUCAAGAUCCAUUGGAGAUAUUGAUGUUGGCGAAUUUAUUGUUCCUGUUCCAUAUGUCAAGCAAGUGAAGUUGUCGAAUGCUGGAGGAAGACUUAUCAUUGCUUCAGAUGGCAUUUGGGAUGCAUUGCCCUCAGAGGCAGCUGCUAAGUCAUGUAGAGGUUUGCCCGCUGAGCUUGCUGCUAAGCAAGUUGUUAAGGAGGCGCUCAGGACAAGAGGGUUAAAGGAUGAUACAACCUGCAUCGUUGUUGACAUAAUCCCACCUGGUCAAAAAAUACGGCCUCCAUCUCCUCCUAAAAAGAUGAACAAGUUGAAGUCAUUAAUCUUCAAAAAGAAAGCAAAUGAUCCUUCUCAGAAAUUGACUAAGCAGCAUUCAGUGGUUGGCAUCGUCGAAGAGAUAUUUGAAGAAGGUUCAGCGAUGCUAUCAGAAAGGUUAGGUCAUGAUUCAAAUAGUGGGAGGACAUCCUCAAUCCUGUUUACAUGUGCCAUCUGCCAGGUAGACCUCGAACCAAGUGAAGGUAUAUCAGUUCAUGCCGGUUCGAUCUUCUCUUCCAGCUCGAAGCCAUGGGAAGGUCCUUUCCUUUGUUCGGAUUGCCGUGAUAAGAAGGAUGCGAUGGAAGGUAAACGGCCCAGUGGCGUCAAGGUUCUGUAGUCAAUGUCAAUCGAUGACCAUUGUAGCUUCCGCAACAUCUAGCCUUUCUUUUUCUUUGUGAGCACCCUUGCGGUACAUAUUUUUCCUAAAUAUUUAGGCGAUUCGGAUAAAUUUUUAGGCUGCAUUUUGUUUUAUUCUAUUAUGUGAGCAACUAGCCGACAAUGUAAGUAGUUAUUGGGAAAAGAAAAUGCGAAGCGAGUGAAUAGAGUAUGUCUCCGUUUUUUUCUUCAAUUGUAGGAAUGGACUAACUGCAGCUUGCUUCUCGCGAGCUGUGUAUGAUAGUUAAGCUAUUCUUUAUUUGUAACGUAUUGAUGCUUUUGCUAAUGGAAUCUUUAAUUUUUA
This is a messenger RNA of Phragmites australis (common reed), 1924 nucleotides long. RefSeq names its product probable protein phosphatase 2C 3. The record is from RefSeq and is a predicted model, not a curated record. The transcript has 8 exons. The coding region runs from base 158 to 1582 and encodes 474 amino acids. Lineage: Eukaryota; Viridiplantae; Streptophyta; Magnoliopsida; Poales; Poaceae. Gene Ontology annotation, biological process: protein dephosphorylation. Gene Ontology annotation, molecular function: protein serine/threonine phosphatase activity.